ACCCAAAGGACAGGCACAAGUCUCUCAAACCAUGGCCAAGUGGGUGCUAAUUUUUGCACUGGUCCUGGUGUCAGCGGCGGCACUUCCGUCCAAAAAGGGAGGCUGCGCCGCACCAACCGCGACUCCGAAGCCAAUCCCGAACCCGUGCUUUGCAAAUCAUGGAAGUACCGUUGACUGCAGCAAAGCAGGUGCAAAUCUUACUUUGGAGGAAAGGCAAACCGGAUUGUACUAUUUUGAUAGGAGUGUUAAAACCUGGUCAGAAGCCUAUGAGUUUUGCAAAACCAACAACAUGCACUUAGCAAAUGUGUAUAAUCAGGCGAUUUAUGAUGAUUUGUGGCUAUCGGCUGACGGCCCAAAUAAUCACUAUCACUACUGGGUUGGAGGCUCGGACAUCAAUUUUGAUACGACCGACGUGAGGUGGACAGACGGAACUCCAGUGAAUCAAAGUCUGUGGGUCAUUCCACCUGAACCAUCCUCCGACAAUUGUGCCAUGCUUUGCUUCCCACUGCACGCGAUUCCUUGCAAUGGUGUUGGUUCCCCAAAUAAUGGUUUCAUUUGCCAAGUUCCUCAAUGCUGUCUUGCCACUUAAAAACAUACUUUAAAUCAAAUAUGCAAAAGUGUCUCUGUGAUUUGGGAAAAUUGUAUUAAUUUAAAAAAUAAUGUGUAAAGAAUGUGAUAUCUUAUAAAAUGUGUAAAAUUCAAUAAAUACUAAAUACUUUCGUUAUUUCUACAU
This is a messenger RNA of Neocloeon triangulifer, 733 nucleotides long. Its product is annotated as C-type lectin domain family 4 member K-like. The transcript is spliced from 5 exons. Gene Ontology annotation, cellular component: external side of plasma membrane. NCBI's taxonomy places the organism in Eukaryota, Metazoa, Arthropoda, Insecta, Ephemeroptera, Baetidae. Bases 32 to 589 code for a protein of 185 amino acids. Gene Ontology annotation, molecular function: carbohydrate binding. Gene Ontology annotation, biological process: biological process involved in interspecies interaction between organisms. The record is from RefSeq and is a predicted model, not a curated record.